Molecule: messenger RNA, 7859 nt
Organism: Wyeomyia smithii (pitcher-plant mosquito)
Lineage: Eukaryota; Metazoa; Arthropoda; Insecta; Diptera; Culicidae
Gene: zfh1
Product: zinc finger protein 1
Exons: 5
Coding region: 1016-4357 (1113 amino acids)
Biological process (GO): regulation of transcription by RNA polymerase II; anatomical structure development
Molecular function (GO): RNA polymerase II cis-regulatory region sequence-specific DNA binding; DNA-binding transcription factor activity, RNA polymerase II-specific
Source: RefSeq, a predicted model, not a curated record
UGUUGUACCUAUCGUACAUACAAUUUAGUAGCGACCGAAACGUCGCAGCGUAAACACGAGAUUAUGGGUGCUCCACGGAAUGUCCACAGCAAUUGUUAGGCUAGUGUAGAGUGUCCCGAGAGUGAUUUGAUUAUACAUAGAAUUUCAACAACAAAAUAACCCCGACAGAUCCGUGAAUAGCCCCCUUCUCCGCCCCCUGAAGGUAGCGCACAGAAAGCUACCACACGGUCUCCGAUAGUAGGUGAACAAACCGCGCGGUUAAUCCGUUUCCGGUUGUCGAGUUGACGAAACGCGCGGCCCCGUCAGUACAGCAGUCAAGUUAAGAGCGAAUAUCGUUCCGUCGUAAUUGGUGGAGAAAACAUUGGCCGGUCCAACAAAGAAUCGCACACCUUACCGUGAUUGUUUGGUGUGUCACGCGGAAAACAAAGGAAUACUUAGCGCUUAGUGGUGACAAGAUCCUGAAAGUGUAGUUUUGCUGAAAGAAGAAAGGCGGAACAAGAAUCUGCGACCGCAAUACAAGUUGACAACGAAAACAAAACAAAAAUUGCCGUGUAUUAAUGACAAAAGCCGUGUAACCUGAAACAACGAAAAGGUGAUCCUCUUGGUUCGAGGUUCCCCCUCAAGUGUCCGCCCGAUUGAGUUUAGUGUUUCGUAGAGAGAAAAAAAAACGCGCAAAACAGAGUGUGUGGAAUAUCCAGUGACUAGAGGGAGAAAAAAAGCGACAAAAUGGAAUCAUCUGCCAGUGCAAUGUUGCACCCAACUUACAGUGGAUGCUGUUCGCUGAUCGACGUAGAAAAUUGACACAAUUGUGUUCCCUUCGCGAUCGAUUGUUGAGCCUGUAGUAGAUAGUUGUUCCAAAGCACCGUGACUACGUCUUGAACGGAGUUGUUUUUCUUUUCUGUUGUUUUGUUUUUGUGCGUGGCAGUAAGGAAGGUGCAAGGGCAAAUAGCAGUAGCAGCAGCGGCGGUAAGGGCAUCAACCCCCGCGCGAAACAAAAAAUAACAAGUGAUUCCAAAUGUUGUCUUGCCUGGUGCCGCCCCGCUUCGGACAAGAGGACAGUAUCAUGCCGUCGUCGGCGAAGUUCGCCCUGCAGUUUCCACCAUUGGCAUCCGGGCUACCGAAAGACGAUGAAAGUAACACCCCGCAGACAGAUUGCUUCCUUCAGUGUCCACAGUGUCACGCGUCGCUGCAGGGUUUUCAGGCCCUGAAGGAGCAUCUCGAAACAGUGCAUUCCAUGAUUAAGCAAGAGCAUGGCUCCGCAACGCCCUCACCCCCGCUGUCGGCAUUCUAUCAGCAAUCGUUCCAAUCAAUAGGUGCUUCCCUGCCGUCUCCACCCGUUUCUUCCUCUGCGCUGGACAGCAGCUGCAACGAGCCAACCUCCCUGGCGGCGGCGACGACUAAUGGCAGAAGUAGUAGUAGUAACAGCAACAGCAGCAGUACCAGCAGCAGCAGUAGUAGUAGUAGCGAUAGUAGCAGUAGAAGUACCUUGGCAGGUGGUGGUCUUAGCGCUGCCACCGUUGCCGCAAUUGCUGACGAAGGUGGGCGGUCUAUUAGUCCAACGAAUAGCAACAGCAGCAGUAUUGGAGGUGGCAGCAGCUACGGGAUUGGCGGCGGUGGCCACAGCAGCAGCGGAGAACCCUACGCAUGCUUACAAUGCUCCGCCUCAUUCCCGAACCGUGACUUACUCGAGAAGCAUGAGCUGAUGCACGUACCUAAUGCUCUGGUGAGCUGCAAAGUGUGCCACAAGCAGUUCGCCAACGUGUACCGGCUCCAGCGCCACAUGAUCUCCCACGACGAGUCGACGCUGCUCCGAAAAUUUAAAUGCACCGACUGUGAUAAGGCUUUCAAGUUCAAACAUCACCUGAAGGAGCAUGUGCGCAUCCACUCGGGGGAGAAACCGUUCGCGUGCACCAACUGUGGCAAGCGGUUCUCCCAUUCCGGUUCCUACUCGAGCCACAUGACCUCGAAGAAGUGCAUCAGCAUGGGACUCAAGCUGAACAACAACAGCAACAGCGUUACUAACAACAACAAUAACAACAGCAGCACCAGUCCCGUUGGUAGCAAAUCGGAGAAAGGCAGUCGCCGUUCCGGAUCGUACUUACCGGGUGGUAGUCCCGCGGCUGCUGGCCUAUCCAACGGUCAGCUGGCGAAUGGCCAUAACACGAACAACAGUGCACCGAACCCGAACGCAUUCCUCCCGAUGCUACCCAAGUAUCCGUCAAACUACGAAGCCAUGAAUGCGGCUUUCCUCGCAUCAUUUCACAACCCCUUCUACCCGAUGGCUUCCCUGAACCCGGGCAACCCGGCGUUCAGUCCCUACGGCAUACAGCGUCUGCUGCAGCUUUCAGCGGUUGGUGGUCCCAAACCGGACAUGGAAUCAAUCCUUCUGAACAGCCAGCAACAGCUAAGUGCAGAUCUGAAGCAGGACACCGAGAGCAAUUCCAAGACCCCAAGCGGCCAUUCCGAGGCAGAAGAUAUGAUCGAUGAAAUUGUGGAAGAUGCCACCGAGGAGGUGGAGCCCAAAUUGGUCAUGGAUGUGGACGACGACGAAGACGUCGACGAGGAAGACGACGAGGAGCAGAACAUGAGAGGGCAAACCGAAGAAACUGAUGUCUCAAUGGCCGAGCGAAAAGACAUUAGAGUAGACGAUGACGAUGACCGGCAUCCAGCGCAGAAUUCUCCGGCCAGCAGAGAGCCCCAUCCGGCGCCAUUCUCGCAAAUCUCAUCCGACAACGAAUACCGUAACAUUUUAAACGAUAUGAAGCAGAAAAUUCUAGACGUUGCUCACCGCAUGUCGGCCGGGGAUCAAAUCGUCCAAAGACAGUCCACCCCUGUGCCGGUGGAAAAUGAACGGAUCAAACUGGAGCGGCCGGAGUCUGUGUCACCCGAGCUCAACAUUGAUACGGACAACUACACCCCCGGUCUGGAACCGCCGGUUUCCCCAGCAGCGGUGACAAUCAAGCGCGAAACCAAGGAGGAAGAGGCUGAUCUUGCUAAGCAGAUAAACGAAGCAACCCUUCUGCAGUGUCAGCAGUGCAAAGCCACUUUCAACCACCAAACAGAACUGGUGCAGCACGAGCAAGUGCUGUGCCAAUCGUUGUUGUUUCAAAAGCAGAUGGCAGCAGCAGCGGCUGCUGCAGCCGCCGCUAAUAGCUAUCUACCGAUGAACAGCAGCAGUGAAGAUGACGGUGAUUUCGACAGUUCCAAACUGACUGGUUCUGAACGCAGUGGAAAAGUUCGCGUGCGAACUGCCAUCUCCGAGGAGCAGCAGAACGAAUUGAAAAAGUAUUACGCCCUGAACAACAAACCGAACCGGGAAGAGUUUCAGCUGAUUGCCAAACGCGUUGGUAUGGAAGCUCGUGUAGUGCAGGUUUGGUUCCAAAACAACCGCUCGAGGGAACGUAAGAUGGGUAACAUUGUGCGCCCUCCGGCACCAAGAGACACGCCCGCUUCUCCGGCUUUCACCCCAGGAGCUACGACAAACGGACAGACCUCCUCCGGUGAAGCCGAGCAACCGCUUGAUUUGUCGAUCAAGAAAACUGACUCCAACCCGUCUAGUUCACCCCGUUACGGUACGGCUCCCCUGACUCAACCUGAAAGCGGCACUUUGCUGGACGAAGCCAUGAAUCUCAGUGUGAAGUCUUCCCGUAGCUCGACCCCAUACAAAGGACUCUACCCGUACACUCAAUUUUCGGCGGAAAUGCUGAUCCGCCAAACACCGUCACCAAACGAAACCGCGGCCCAUCCUCGCCAGCAGCAAAUUCGACCGCCAGCCGUUUCCAGCUAUCCCACGAUGACACCCACCGCAAGUGGUUUCGUCGGUAUGGACCGGCUGCUUCAGCAGUUCUCCCCGGAAAUGGCUCGAGCUCCGGUACGCGCCGAAAGUCUCAGCCCCGGGGCAGAAAAGCGCGCGUGGCGUGACCUGGAGCAGUACGAAGCCGCCGUAAAACUCCACAGUCAAUCACCGUACGACGAGCACAAACUACUCCAAAUGCAAUCGAUGCUGAACGUACCGAAACGAGUGCUCGGAUAUUCCACCGCGAACCAUGGCGGCGCCAAAGAGUUACCGGAUGCCGAGGGACAGUACGUGUGCGAUCAGUGCGAUAAGGCGUUCAGCAAGCACAGCUCCCUCCAGCGACACAAGUACGAACAUUCAGGACAACGUCCGUACAAGUGUGUGGAAUGUCCGAAAGCAUUCAAACACAAACACCAUCUGACGGAACACAAGCGGCUGCACAGCGGCGAGAAGCCGUUCCAGUGCUGCAAGUGUCUGAAGCGCUUCUCGCACUCCGGUUCCUACAGUCAGCACAUGAACCACCGAUACUCGUACUGCAAACCGUACAGGGAAGGCAAAUAAGAUGAGGACCAGGGACGGGAAGUUCCGUCCCCAGUCAUCAACGGUGCCUAUCCAUCGAUGGCUGUUGUUUCCUCCCAGCAUCAUCAUCAUCAGCACCACCAGCAUCCCCAGUCCGGUCGACCCGGCCGAAGAGGUCGCCGAGGGGGAUCGGUUGCAUCACUGGUCUAUCCUGGACCGCCUCCGCCACCACCUCCGCCGCCUCCACCACCGCCAGCAUUGAGAACGGGCCCUCCCACUGGGUCCUUCCCACCUGCUAUGUCGGUUUCCUACUUCGAUCGACGGCUCCUGGUGGACAGCUAUCUUAACCCGAACUUUUUGGCUUAUGGAAGCGGACUUGGUGGUGUACACUGAACGCAGAACUGUACAUAAACUUGCUCUCCACGGAACUUUCUUCCGGACAGGUUGGAGAACUUCAUUUAGUUAGUGUUGAUUAUUGAUUAGUAAGGUUUUCGAGGUAUUUUUGGCGCAAUCCAAAACGGAAGUCAACGAAUCAUCGUACUUAAAAUUUCAAAAUAUGAAGAAGCGAAAGCACGCAAAAAAAUUAAACUGAACCCAGUUACUAAUAUUCUCCGAUUAGUAUGGCUAGCGGCUUGGCGAUUUGCUGCGCCGAAAGUAACGCCGCAAAAAAGCAAACAAAAAGCUGUGCAUUUAAUUAAAAUCGUUUGUUCAAGGUUUCUUGUGAGCCCGAACCCGACCACGCGAGGGUUGGCUCCGAAAAAAAACAGCGAAACAGCAAAACUCUUAAGCAAGCAACUUGAAUCUCAUUCCCUUCGCUAAGGUUUUUUUUUUGUGUAGUGUAUAGAACUUAAAUCCGUUAUGAUUUCCAGUUUACUUAUUUCUCUGUAACAUUAAGUAAUUUAGAGUUUAAGCGCUGCCUCGCACUAUGCGCCUCUGCGGAUAGUGGACGCGCCACCUGUAGAAUACUCGAAGUGAAUUCUGUUGCCAUAAACGAAAGCGAAAAUAACCGUUAUGUUGCAAAAUUCGAAUAAAAAACGCAUCAAAGGCUGGGUCUAGCAAUUUUUGUUUGUUUAAUUUUAUUUUACGUCUACAACCUAUGCAACUAUCCUUAAGUGAAACCAAAAAAAAACUAGAAGAAACCAGACAAACAUAUACGCAUUUUUGGACCACACGGUGUUAACAAGACAAUACAAUAAAGUAAAUUUAACCCUUAACUCGUAUUAACAAAUAAUGAAGAAAAAACAAUUCAAAUUCUUUAGAAGGCUAACAUGAAAUAAAAAAAACUUUUUCCCUACUUUUCCUUCCAAAUUCAAAAACUAAUUCGCGAUUCCCUACCCAGAAAAAAAAACACUUCCUUGUUGUAAAAACGCUAGCAAAAGGCCAUACGGCAGCGUGAAAAAGGGCGAAAGGGGCUCCCGAUUGACGCUCGUAGGAAAAAGGGCGCUUCGCUUCGAUAUCGCGAUAUCAAUUUAUAUGGUUUCAGCAAAACGCGCACGCGUAUCGAAGCACACAAACCUUUACUUCGAGUGAACAGUUGGACCCCAUUUCCGCCCUACGCGUAUGUAAAGUCAAAAGCUUCACUGAUUACAGAUUUACUAUAUUUCUACUAAAACAAAACAACUGCAAACAAAAAAUCCUAAAGCAUAGAAACAAUGUUUGUAAAUAUUCGCACACAGGAGACACACAAAAAACAGCACACUGUAGAACGAAUGUAAGGUUUAGUAUAAAACUUGCUUACCCAUGUAAAGUAUAACCCCGUAAGCUGUGUAUUAUAACUUUGUAAGGCGGUCCUUAGAGCUAAGUAAGUAAGUAAGCAAGCAAGCAAGAAGCGCUGGUUGAGCAAACAUGAAAAAAGAACAUCGAGUUAUAUUGAAAAUCUUUUUUACAAAGUGCAGAAUUACAAAGAGUAAUAAGUGAAUAAAUAAAAAUAGCCAUAACCGAGCGGACAACGAAACUGUUAAUUUAGUAAAAAAACGUAUUGCCUCCAGAGACAGAGAAAGAGAGAGAGAGAACGCGUUUCUCCAGUAGAGGAAAAAAAAAUCUGCGGGGCGUAAAACAAGUGUCUUUUAAAUUAACAUUAACUUGAAUUGCUAAUUUUAUUAUUACUACUGAAUACUAUUAUUGAGCAUUAUUUAGUUAUUGAAUUAUUACUUAAGAAGGGUAAAAGAUGAGAACUCGUGAAAAAUAUUAUAUUUAAAGAAUAAUGUACUGUUAAAUAUUUCUACGAAUACUCAAAACAAAAAAAAGGCAACAAAAAACUAAAAUUUGCAAACAAUAAUGAAAAUACCAGAUAACCAUUCCAGCAGAAGAGGAAGAUUAACUCAAGCAAGCUGAUUAACGAACGGGAGAGGGAAAGGCAACUCUUGCGCAAAAAAAACUAAGCAAGUUUCAAACUACUUUAGACAAAUUACAGUAUAUUGCAUUCUUGUAUCUGAUAAAAAAAAACGUCAACAGCAGUAACAACAAAGAAAAACUCAUAAACCGACAAUAAUUGCGGAGAAAACGGAACUUGCAACAACGGGUUGGCACUCCGACACGUAGAAGAGACAGCCGAGACGCAAACCGAAAAUACAAACGCUUACCUAUCGAAGGCGGGCAGCAGCAUUAGGAAAGAACGAACGGCUCUAGAUUUGCCUUAUUUAACGCGGUUUGCUCAAACAGUUUUUCCUAAGUUACGUUCUCUCAUACAAGGCGAAAAGAAAGUUCUCCCGAUUUUCAGCACUAACUUGAACAGAUGCUUCUGUUUCUUUUUUCUUCAAGCAUGUUUUAGUUGCUCUUUCUGAAGUAAUUAGCUUGUAAGUAAAAUUUUAUUAUUAAGUUGCAGUCAAGCAAAUUGUUUGUACAAAAAUUAAAGAAAAAACCGACAACGAUGAAAAUGUUUAUACAUACACAAUUUUCGGACCCAAAGCUAGCAAUCCAAAGAAAAACAAUUUUAGUGCUCUUAGUUUGAUUUUGAUCAGUGUUUUCAAAAUUGUUUGUACAGAAAAGUGAAACAAGAGCUCACUAAAAAAUCGAACAAAAAUGGUAGAACCAAAGCCAAAACAUUAACUUUAAUUUCUAACUUCUAGUUUUUAAGGAAACUUUUUAAAGCAGUACGCGUCGUAUGUAAUGUAUGAUUUUCAGUUAACAUCUGCCCGUUGAACAUUUUAUUAACUUUAUUGAGAGUUUUAUUAUUUUCAUUCUUCCAAAGAGAUUAACUUUACCCUCUGAACGGUGUGCAAUUUGUGCCAAACAGAACGAAUAAAAAAAAAACAAAAAAAAACGAUUGCGAAAUUGCAACUACUUUACAACUGCAUGACUCAGAGGAAAACGAACAACGCAGAGCAAGUCCAGCAACUGAAGCAAGACGAUGAUGUUGAGAAAAAUUAAAUUAAAAAAAAACUACAAGUUACUUCACGUAUUUUCCCGAUUUAAUGGAAGUUGUAACUAUGAAGUAAGAAGAAGAAGAGCAAAAAUCGGUGAACAAAAAGUAUGUCCUUAAGUAUAUGAAAAAUUUAAAAUAUAUUAUAUAUAUACAAAUAUAAAAUAAUUAUGAAAAAAUAAA